CGGGGGACGAAUACAAAUCGAACUUUGCCGUUGGUAUUGUUCCCUCUAGCACAAACUGCCGGUGAACGCUUUCACUCGUCUAUAAACUUAAACAAAUUGUGAACGGAAUGGCUACACUCACUUCGGGGCAAUCUAUAGCCGAUGCGGUUGAAGAUCAGGAGGACGAACAGAGCAAUCAUCUUCAGCACUAUGCGGACAAUUUCGAUCGCCUCUGUCGACUGUGCCUAUCAACCGACCAGCUGGUGACUAUCUACUCCAACGUGCAGGGUCGUAAUGUGUACUAUGUACGCAAUUUUGUAAAGUUUGCUCUAGAUUUACUAGCUAUAAAGAUUAACAAGCACGAUAUGCUGCCGAACUUCAUAUGCCAACAUUGCGAGCGUUCUCUGUGCAUAAUUUUCAAAUUUAAAAAGAAGUGCGAUCGGUCGUUGGCCAUUUUAAAGUGCGUCCAGGAUAGCAUGAGCAAACAGGACAAGGUAGUAGUUCCUGAGGCGGAUCUCCAGCAGAAACCAAAGAUACAGCGUAAGAGAAAACGGAGGGCAGCAUCUAAGGUGGUGAAUUGUGAAGAAAUACUGAAACAGCUACCAGCUGGAAUCAACAUCGGAAAAGUAAGUAAAAAUGAAGACGUAACCGUAGCGGACAAAUGUACUGUGGAACAAGAACCGGAUAUGAUCGUAGUUGAACAACCUCCCUCUAUCAGUUAUUAUGAAAAUGGAAUUGAGUCCGCUUUGGAUCAAAAUGAGUCCGAAGAUCCAAUUCACGUCGGUGACCAAAACAUCAGCGUCUCUACAGAGCUACAAUAUGAGCAAGCCUAUGGCGACGAUCAGAUCGACCCGGAAGCAUAUCUUAAAGAGGAAAAGAAAAUUGCACAAGCGAAAAUAGAGGGGGAAUUGUUAGAACUUCUCGAUAUAGAUCACCACGAGUUGGACACAGAGAAGAACAAAUCCAAUGGACGACGGCGAGCGGUGUGUCCGGUUUGCGGCGCAAUGGUAAACAACGUCAAAUCGCAUCUCGUCGUCCAUUCUAACGUGCGGCCACACCAGUGCGAUCGAUGCCCGAAAAGUUUCACCACCCGCAACAAACUCCAAUCACAUACCAACAGUGUCCACCUGCGGAAGCGUGACUUCAAGUGUGACGUCUGCGGGAAGGCAUUCCUGGAGAAGAACAAUUUGAAGGGCCACAUGCGGAUACACAGUGGUGAGCGGAAUUAUACGUGCGACAUCUGCGGUAAAUCAUUUCUGUUUGCCGGCACGCUACGCUGCCACAAGCUGACUCACUCGCAGGAGAAAAACCACGAAUGUCAGAUCUGUGGGAAGCUGUUUCUGAUGCGAACGACGCUCAACAAGCACCUCAAUGUGCACACGGACGAGAGGCCACACAAGUGCGACCUGUGCGAUAAGCGCUUCCGAACCUCCACGCACAAGGUGGUACACAUGCGGACGCACACCGGCGAAAAGCCGCUCGGUUGCUACAUCUGCGAGAUGUCUUUCGCACAUCAUAAGGCGCGUAGUGUUCACAUGAAAACGAAACAUCCGGAAGACUUGGUGAAGCUGGGACUUAUCGAUGAUAGGGGCCAUCUUAAAGUGUAACACGCUUCUAGGGCGGUUCGUCUCUAAUGCUACAAUUGCUGCAUUUGUUAUGUCUGUGACUUAUCAACACGAUUAAUGACAUGUUUUAAUUUGACUGCACAGUCGUGUCUUUCGUAGGAGAUUGUAAAAGCUCCCACCUUAAAUUCUAAUAAAAAUAAAAACUAUU
Messenger RNA from Anopheles coustani, 1752 nucleotides. RefSeq names its product zinc finger protein 431-like. The record is from RefSeq and is a predicted model, not a curated record. Bases 108 to 1586 code for a protein of 492 amino acids. Gene Ontology annotation, molecular function: chromatin insulator sequence binding; zinc ion binding. Gene Ontology annotation, biological process: regulation of transcription by RNA polymerase II. Gene Ontology annotation, cellular component: nucleus; chromosome. The transcript has 3 exons. NCBI's taxonomy places the organism in Eukaryota, Metazoa, Arthropoda, Insecta, Diptera, Culicidae.